UGGUAUUCAAUCCAGUAAACAUUGUUUGUCAAAUCAUAUGGAAUAUUAACUGAAUUGCCAAUGCCCGGAAAACACAUGUUACGACGAUCAAGAAAGAAAUAUGACUCGGAAUAAUCGGCAAAGACCUACGCAACGAACAAAGGACUACGAUUGGAAGCUUGGCACAUGGAACUACAAAUCGCUUGGCUUCCCAGGAUACGACCGAAUGCUGCAUGAUGAGCUUCAAAUCCGCGGCUUCAACAUCGUAACACUGCAGGAACUUUGUUGGACGGGACAGGUGUGGAAAAGUGGGCUUCGAGCGGCUACCUUCUAUCAGACCUGUGGUACAACAAGCGUUCUAGGAACGGGAUUUGUAGUGUUGGGCUUGUAGCUAGCUUGUUUCAAUUACCGUGCAAUCACAUUGCAGAACGCCGCCUACAAGGUACUCUCCUAAAUCCUUUGCCGUCGUCUAUCACUAAUAGCCAAGGAAUUCGUAGAGCCGUGCCAAGCGGGAUUUACUGGGGCCCGUGCCACUACGGAUCACAUAUUCGCGAUAAGACAAGUACUCCACAAGUGUCGUGAAUACAACGUACCCACGCAUCACCUAUUUAUUGACUUCAAAGCGGAAUACGACACAAUCGAUCGAGAACAGCUAUGGCAGAUCAUGCACGUAUAUGGCUUCCCGGAGAAACUGACGCGAUUGGUCAAAGCAACGAUGGAUAGAGUGAUGUGCUGUCCGAGUAUCCGGGACGCUCUCGAGUCCUUUCGAAUCACGGAAAUGGCUACGACAAGGUGAUGGACUCUCUUGUACCUUGUUCAGGACUAUAGCUGUUAGGUAAGGGUACCGUCAAUUUCUUGAAUCAAGCUCUCUUCAAGCCACGAGUUAUAUCUCUACAGAGUGGAAAAUUUGCUGUUAAAUCGUUUGGGAGGUUUUUAUUGGUGAUUGGAUCAGAUAGGAACAUUUCCGAAAUUGUUCUAGACCAUCGAGCAAACGUUCUUUACUCUUUGGUGAAAAUGUAUCAUGGUGAUUUGAAUUUUAUAUUCGAACGAACAAUUUCAGAGUGUAAUCAAACUAAGUUUUCCGAUAAGAUUUACAACAUCAUUGAAAGUUACCUACCACUCCUGCUGUACAACGGUAACAUUUUUCAGAAUGUUUCUAGUUUAAAAAUACCGAAAAGCGCAAGUACCCUAUACUUGGAAACAAACCAAAUUCUGCAGAGCUUUCAACAAAUAAAAGGAGUGUUGGGUGGAUGUAUUCUGUAUCAUAACAAAGUUGUUGCUAGCCAGUUACCUGACAGUCUUACCAAAAUAAUCACGCUCUCUGACUUAUAUCGUACAAAAUCUUUCGAGCAUAUUGCAGUUAACUAUCAUAUUCCAGUCGGCGUUACACUAAUUAAUGCAUACAUCACUACUACUGAUUACAUGGAUCUAGUACGAUCAUCAAAUCAAUCAUAUAAUUUAUUUGCUAUAUCUGCUACGAAAGAUACUGCUCCAUUCAUGAUGCGUAAAAAGUCAUAUUCAAGAGAUGGCCAUUCUAUGAUGAAACGUGACAAAUCACUAAUAUUCACUAAUAUUCCUGAGGAAGGAGCAGGCGAUGUGUCUGGAUUGGUUAAAUCAGAGAAUCAAAAUAAGAACAUUUUCAGUCGACCUACAAAUUUACCAUUGUUAGCAACUAAUUACACAUCAUUGGGAGCAAUGGAAUCUGGGUUUAACUCAAUAAAUUUUGACGAAUCUGAUAGUUUUCCAAACUUUAUUGGAAAAACUAGUGUAUGCUCUACGCCUAUGACAGAGAAUAAAUUACUGUCACAUGGUAAUGUAUUAUCAAUUUGCGCUCUUAACGAAGACAUAGAUGUAUCUGAUAAAUCGACAAUAGUGAAUCCCGACAGCAAAGCAUAUUCAACAGUUAUUAGAUCAAACCUACUUUCACCAUUUAUAGAGAGUGAGGAAAAAAGCAAAGCUGUCAAUUAUGUUACGAAUUUGGAUAGAAAAUCUUACAAUUUCAGCAACAAAAGGGCAUCUUUUCCAAAUAUUAACGAAUUUGUUUCUAUAACAAAUAAAGAGAUUUCAAGAAAUGGAAAUGAAAUUCCCAAGCUAUCAAAUUUAAGACGUGAAAACUUUUGUAAAACCGUGGCUGACCCCACUUAUCCGCUCUUUAGUGCAAACGGUGAUGCGGUUUCAUGCAAUCUAUUCAAAGAAUUUCUCAACCAACACUACAAUGCACUACAAAAAUGUGCUGAUGAUGCUUUACAUUCUAGUGUACCCAUUGUUCAUGCUAAUUAUGCAAUGAAAAUUUUCAGUGUAGAAAUGAAUAACGAUUAUGCCGCAAUUCAGCAAUUAAAAAAUGUUAAGGAAAAACGAAAAGAGCUCAACUUACCGCUAAAAUCUCUGAAUAUCGAUUUGAGGACUACAGAAAUACCGCAAUCGGGCAAUAUGUUUGAAUCUCCCGUUCGUUGCAAAAAAAUGUCUGGACUGCAGCUAACUCCUUUGAUGACUAAGCUUACAUUGCUAGCUAUGAAUGAUCAAGAGUCUAGUGGAGUUUCUAGUUGGGAUACGACACCUGGUUGCAGUUUUAAUAAGACACCAUUAGAUUAUCAUCCAAUAAUGAGACAUUCGAAAUCAAUAGCUUAUGCGAAAAGUUUUUCUGAUAAUGAUAGUGCAUCCGAAGAAGAAGUUAUUCAACUUACAAAAGUAGAAAUUUUCAUCUGCGUACAACAAAACAUGACACUUGUCAUGGUUUUGCAAGAGAAGAGCAGUGAAGAAGAAGAGAUCAUUAAUUCAUUGUUUGAAACCUGCAUAUCAAAGUUAACUAGAAUCGAGCAAAGUUUGCAUCAAGCAAUGAGCAUAAGCGUAGAAGGCUGUGAUAAGAGAGAUGGAGGAUACAGCUUCAUAUUCCUUGAUUCCAAAUGGGAUAUUAAUAAUAGAUGUGGACCGUGGAACCCUAAAGAUUUGUUUACAUUAAAUUCAUUACACAAUAAUUUCUACUGCAAUAGAAAGUUGGUUGAAGUUACGUUAAGAACUCAAGAUGCUGUGGUGUAUGCUUACCGUUGUGGAAGAUCUGAGAUUUACUAUCUACAAUCAUCAAUAGCAUUUCCUGGCUUACCGCCACCACAAGAUAUCAUGGGAACUAUCUCACUCUGUGCCAAACGAAGACUAGAACGGGACCAUCGAAUUCUACUCUUGUGAAUAUUCAAAUGAUGUAUGGUCAUAAUUCAUACGAAAAAAUCAUAUAUGAAUUUAUAUCCGAACAUUCCACAUACAACUGUUCUUGAUUUAUGAAAUUAAUUCCAGGAAAGAAUAACAAAUCAUCAGAUGCUCCGAUUCGGAUUCGACUCGGGCGCAACGUAUUUUUGGAGUGACCUUCUUUUUUUUGCUCGCGCUUUUCGGUCGUGAAGUGUUGGGACCGUCUUUUUUACUCGUUAAACUGAUCCCGCCUUAUGAUGUGAAGCGGCAAGUCAUAUUUUACCCCUUGCGCAGAAUAUCCUAGGUACGCCAGUGGUCUUACUUUAUUAGGGGAGCUUUUCCUCAAUAAACUGUGAACAAAAUGGACAAAACUCGAUUGCUCAAAAUUGUAAUUUCAUGAAAUGUUUGAUAUGAAGGAGCAUAAGAUAAAAAAUAAGACGCGCAAAAUUUCAACCGCAUGAAUUACAUGAUAACAAAUAAACAUGAUAACUACACCUAGCUGAUUCCAA
Molecule: messenger RNA, 3668 nt
Organism: Malaya genurostris
Lineage: Eukaryota; Metazoa; Arthropoda; Insecta; Diptera; Culicidae
Gene: HPS4
Exons: 7
Coding region: 994-3162 (722 amino acids)
Biological process (GO): vesicle-mediated transport
Source: RefSeq, a predicted model, not a curated record